UCGGGAGGACAUACAGUUCUCCCUGCCGAAGGGGCAGCUAUAACGCAUGGCACAGUAGACCCCCGAGAAUUUUUGGGCGGGGCUACGCCCGCUCUUGAUAGGCGGGCCCUCGGGAAGCUGGACGAUGAAGCCCUCGAGUCCAAAAUUCUCCGGUCCUCCCUUACCGUCUGCAUAGCCCUCGGCGAACACGCCAGGAGGUUCGACGAGUGGCGCCUCCAGAAGGCGCAACAGGAGAAGUCCCUCAAGAAGCUUGUUCAUGAUAAUGUCGAGGCCGUGAGGCAGAUGGCUCAGCUGGAGAGGGACCUCCAGCAGGCGAGGGCGGAAGCAGAAAAGGCGGCCAAGGAAAGGGUGGAGGUGGAGAAGGCGGCUGCCGAGGCUGCAAAGAAGGCCCUUGAAGACGCCGAGGCCGCAAAAGCAGAGGCCGCCGCCGGUGCAGUCGCUGCCUUCAUGACCGAGGGCUGGAAGGCCGAAGGCCAUAAAGACUGGGUGGCCUCGGUCAUGGAGAGUUCUGCUGACGGGUGGGUGAAGGGCCCCGGGGCGAUGUGGCUAGCCCGAAAGGGUGAAGAUUACUAUGCCGGGGGGGGGGGGUUCACCCAGGCCUUGAUCUACAGGAGGCUCGCAUGGCACCUGAAAAUAGAGCCAACGGCCUUCGACCCGGCGGCAUACGGUCUCCCCCCUCCCUCCAGCCUGAUAUCAGAGUUCCCCUUCCCGAGGGCGUCGAGAGGCCAGAACUGGAAGAUUCAGAACUCCUGAAAGAGGCCGAGGGUGAUGAGGCAGAGGCUGACACGGAGGUCAUCUCGAAGCCCGCGGAAGAGGCUGCCCCCGGCGCUGACAAUAUAUGAUAUGUACUUAGUAGUGUUUUGAAUGUCUUCUCUGUAUGUAAUGGACAUCUGUAUACUGUCGGCCUCGGCCAUACUGUAAUUUAUACAUUCGAAUUUCUUUCCUUCGAUGAAUGAAUACAUGCCUCCGGGAUUUUGGUAAAUAAUCUGUUUCCCUUUCAUUGUCUCUCUUUAAAUGUAUGCUUUCGCCUUUCCUGAAUGUAUGCCUUUGCUUCUUUGAAUGUAUGUUUAGGACUUGGGAAAUAUUCUUCCAAGUGUAGUGCUUCUUGUAGCCCUCGGCUAUUAGAAAUCUUUAGUCAGUUGAACCUUUCACCGAGGGCACAAUGUUCAGGACUUGGAAAUAUUUCUAAGUGUUUGUUCAUCUGUUGGCCCUCGGCUGAUCCUUCCCUCCGGUUCUAUGUAGCCUUCAUGAGAUGACCGGAGGUGAGGUGCUUAGGACUUAGAACAUUUUCCUAAUUGUUUCAAUACAGUUUUAGCCUUCGGUAGUUGGGCAUCCUUCGCUG
Molecule: messenger RNA, 1342 nt
Organism: Cuscuta europaea
Lineage: Eukaryota; Viridiplantae; Streptophyta; Magnoliopsida; Solanales; Convolvulaceae
Source: the annotation of a GenBank genome assembly